Molecule: messenger RNA, 3737 nt
Organism: Chenopodium quinoa (quinoa)
Lineage: Eukaryota; Viridiplantae; Streptophyta; Magnoliopsida; Caryophyllales; Amaranthaceae
Exons: 4
Coding region: 263-3520 (1085 amino acids)
Biological process (GO): DNA transposition
Molecular function (GO): zinc ion binding; DNA binding; transposase activity
Source: RefSeq, a predicted model, not a curated record
UUCAACAAGUACUGUGUGCUGCAUUAUGCCAUUUGUGUGGGUGUAGUAGGGUAAUUUGGGAAAAAAAAUUAGGAACCCUAAGAACAGUAAAAUGGGUUAAUUUGUAAUUAAAGUUGAAUUUGAUUAAAUUAAGUAUGAUUUAGUGUAAUGUGUGAAUUAUUUAGUUUAAAUCAUUGAUUUUAUUGACUGUUGACUGGUUUGUCAUUGUGUUGGUUUAAAUAUGUUUGAUUUUGUUGAUUAAAGUAUUGCGGUUGACUGUGUAAUGGGGUUAGCUAUGUUGGGUUUUAUUGAUUUGCUUUGCAUUUGUUUAUUAGGUAGAAAAAUGGCCGAAAACGAAGAUGGAUUAAUUGAUAUAGUAUUUAGAGUAGGGGGUGCUUUUGUUACUAAACAAGUGUCAAAAUCAAAGCAUUUGCUUUGUUGGUGUGGUGGGUUAUGUUAUUGGAGGAGGGAUGUGGUAGUGGAUAAGAUAGAUUUGCAUUAUUUGAGGGUAGCUGCUGUGCAUGGGUUUGUGAACUUUAAUGUCCAUGUCCCACCUAACUACAGACUUUGGUAUAAAGAAAGAGGUAGGACCUUUAACACAGGGAGAAGGGAGUUAGUAAAUGAAGAGGAAGUGAAGGGGCUGCUGGAGACAGUGAAUGGGGAAGGGUAUGUUGAAGUAUUUGUGACUGCUAAUGAAACAUUAAGGCCCAUACAUGAGAUCCAGGCCCAGUCCACUCCAGUAAAGGCUGAGAGAAAGGGGAAGAAAAGUUCAGGUAAGCCUGCUGUAGUUAGGAAGAGCCCAAGAAUUAACAAAAAUGAGCCUAAGGUGAGGGAGGGUGAAGAAUCUCCUAAACCUAGAUCUAGACAUGGGAUAGAAAGGGUUGAAGGGGUUUCUGUUGAGAUUAAGGGGGUUCCUGGUAAAGGGAAGUUGUUGAGUAAGGGGAAACAAAAGGGUAAAGCUAAGCUUGAAAGGGGUUCUGGCAGUGUGAAGGUGUUGGAUAAGGGAAAGGGAAAAAAAAAAUAUGUAGGCAAAGGAUUGAUUUUUGAGGAUAGUAGUGAGGGCAGUGAGACUGGGAGGGAAGAUGAUUUUUCUUCAAGUGAUGGGAGUGAGAUUGACAUAACUUGGGAGCCUGGAGAGGAGGAGUAUGACAGUGGGGAUGAGAGGUGGUUUGUGCAGAAUUCUGAAGAAAUUUUAGCUAAGGUAACAAGAAGUCUUGGGAAGCAGUUUGAUGUACAUGAUGAGGGGGUUUCCAAGGAUCCAAAGGCAAGGUUGACAGAUAACUUGGAUGUGAAUGAGGUACAACUACAAGAAGAAAUUGAGGGAGAAUCAGAUGACCUAAGGAGCUUGGAUGGUUCAUCUGAUGAAGAGGACAAAAGUCCAUGGUUUAAUGACAAAUCUGACUUCUCAAAGCCUGUUGUACUUGUUCAUAGGCUUAGGUUUAGCAAUGCUACAGUGUUGAGGAAAGCUUUAAGAGUGCAUGCCAUACAGAAUAGGUAUGAGUACUAUUUUUUACACAAUGAUAGUACUAGGAUUACUAUUCAGUGUAGGAAUAGGUGUGGGUGCAAGUUUGACACAAAGACAAGUAGGAUGCCUUUGUGUAUAUGCAGGGGUGGAGUGAAGUGUAGUUUCAAGAUCCAUGCUACUAAGUUAAAAAGACAACAGACUUGGCAAAUAAAAACCAUGAAGUUGGAGCAUAAAUGUGUGAGAAGCAGGGAGAACAAGAAGGUCACAGCAGAGUUCAUUGCUGAGAGGUAUCUUGAGGAUUUCAGAACUAACCCAUCAUGGAAGGUUAAGCAAAUCAAGGAUAGGGUGCUUCAUGACUUGGGGGUAGAAGUGACCUACUACAGGGCUUGGAUGGCAAGAUGUAGAGCUAAGUUGAUCAUUUUUGGUUCAGCAAGAGAGCAAUAUGCUAGGGUAUGGGAUUAUGGGAAGGCUGUACUGAAAUACAACCCUGGGUCUGGUUGUAAUGUUGUGAUUGAUGGCAUUGAAAAGCCUGAGCCUCCCUUGUUUAUGAGGAUGUUUAUUUGUUUAAGGCCUUUGAAGGAUGGGUUCUUGAAGGGUUGUAGGCCAAUUAUAGGGGUGGAUGGCUGCCACUUGAAAGGAGGUUAUCCAGGCCAGAUUUUAGUUGCAGUCUCCAAGGAUGGGAACAACAGCAUUUACCCCAUUGCUUGGGCAACUUGUGAGGUUGAAAACAGGGAGACUUGGGUCUGGUUUCUGGAAUCCUUGAUGCAAUGCAUUGGAAGUGCAGAUGGGGCAGGCUUCACCUUCAUGUCAGACAGGCAGAAGGGACUGGUUGAAGCUCUGUCUGAAGUUGUGCCUAAUGCAGAGACUAGGUUCUGUGUUAGGCACAUUUGGGCAAAUUUCAAGUUGAAGUUCACUGGAUCAGUUUUCAAAGAGCUCUUUUGGAGUGCUGCAAGAGCAACAACAUUUGUUGAGUUUCAGAUAGCCAUGCAACAGAUUAGGGAGCUUGAUGAGGAUGCUUACAAUUAUUUGGAGAACAUCCCCACUCAUCACUGGUGCAGACAUGCAUUCAGUGACAGUUGCAGGUCCAACAUGUUACUAAACAACAUGUGUGAGACUUUCAACUCUGUUAUCAGAGAUGCAAGAGACAAACCUAUCCUCACCCAAAUGGAAUGGAUGAGGAGGUACAUGAUGAGGAGAAAUAAUGAGAAGUGGGAGGACUCCAAGGAAAUCACAACCAACAUCACUCCAUAUGUGCAUAAGCUAUUUCAGAGGAUGAGCUAUGUGGCUAGGAAUUGCAUAAUUGAAGCUGCCAGGGAUGACACUUAUGAAGUGCAGCUGAAUGAUGACCAGGUUCUAGUUGACUUGCCAAAUUGGUCUUGUUCCUGCAAUCACUGGCAAUUAACAGGCAUCCCAUGUAUUCAUGCAUUUGCAUGCAUAAUGGAUCAGAGGGUUGAUGCUGAGCAGUUUGUCCACCCCUAUUACACUAUGGACACUUACAGAGCAGCAUAUGAGCCUGCAAUUCAACCUAUGCCAGGCCCAAAGCAUUGGGAGAGAGUGAACAUGAGAGAGCCUCAUCCACCAGCAUUCAAACAGCAGCCUGGAAGACCUAAACAGAAGAAGAGGAAGCUGGAACCUGGGGAGGGAACAUCUGCAACAGGAGGGGAGCAGGGAAGAAAGAGGAGGAAAAGUCAGUGUAGGAUUUGUGGUGGAUUUGGCCACUAUCCCAAGACUUGCAAGGGCCCACAUGAACCUGAACCAACUGAGCAGAGAACUGCAGGAAGGCCUCCUUUAAAUUCACCUUGGGUAGUUGAGCAAAGGAAGAAGAGGGAGAUCAAAGCUGCUAAGAAGAGUGCAAUAGGGGCUGGUCCAAACAGCAUUGGGAAUAGGACUUUUCCCCAAGAGCAACCUGGCUGUGAACCAUUGAGUAAGAGGAAAGGUUCACACAGUCAACAAGGGCAGCCACAAGCCAAGCAUCACACCACCCCCUCUUCCAGCCAACCUGAACCCAAUGCUACUGGAGUGCAGACAAGGAGGGCUAAGCUGCUGACUUCCAGACAAGGAGGGCUGACACAAUGAUGUUUGAAUUGUUUUUCUGAACUUUAGUUGUUGGUUGUAUUUUCUGAACAAUCAGUUGCAAUAUUUGUAGCUUUACUUUUGGGUAUAGGACAAGGAUCCUGUUUUGUUAAAUUAAUACUUUGCUUUAAGGCUUUACCAGCCAAUUUUGUUAGGCACUGCAACAACAAAUUUGAUCAACAACUUAAAUGCAAUAUCAACUACUUAGGUACUUACUUAA